This is a messenger RNA of Haliotis rufescens (red abalone), 3361 nucleotides long. RefSeq names its product chymotrypsinogen 2-like. Gene Ontology annotation, biological process: proteolysis. NCBI's taxonomy places the organism in Eukaryota, Metazoa, Mollusca, Gastropoda, Lepetellida, Haliotidae. The record is from RefSeq and is a predicted model, not a curated record. Gene Ontology annotation, molecular function: serine-type endopeptidase activity. The transcript has 7 exons. The coding region runs from base 173 to 1159 and encodes 328 amino acids.
AAAGUACUACCACUUCUCCCGGGGACGGAAUUCGAAAGAAAAUCACUCCUAACUUUUCAAUAUACGGUUGAAGCGCUAACGCCAAGCAGUUAUCGCGUAAUCCAGAUUAUUGAGGGCCAAAGUUAUCAUAAAAGACUCUUGGCAUCGUUGGGUUCAUUUCCCACCAUCCAGCAUGCAGACUGUUACUCUGGUCCUGUUAUGCGCUCUAUGUUACGUCAGUGCAGCAAGACACGCGUUACCUUUCCCCCCGGGCUUGUUUCGCCGCCUACAUUCGAUUGAGGACUACCCCCGUGUGGCAGAGUAUCCCCCAGUUCGGAGGAGGUUUGCGGCCUGGCUGGAGCAGUGGCGUUCAAGAAAUGAAGAGUGCGGCCGCCAAGCUAUUAAACCCUACAUGCCUCUCUUCAGGGUCGUUGGUGGCCUUGACGCCAGGCCAGGCAGUUGGCCGUGGAUGAUAUCCCUAAGGCAAGAAACGAUUGGCCAGACCUGGUGUGGCGCCACCCUGAUUGACAGGCAGUGGGUGGUCACAGCUGCACAUUGUUUUAAUGGGCCGUUCUACGACCCCGAGUCGUGGACCGUGCAACUAGGGCGGCACAACACUACCCCAGGGAUUGAGGAGAGUACGGGACAAGAGAGACGGAUCGGGAGACUUUACAAGCAUCCAGGAUUCGACGAAGGGUUCGACUUCAACAACGACAUUGCCCUCAUUAAACUGGACGAACCUGUGGACCUCACUGAGGUCAUUUCUCCCCUUUGUCUGCCAGAUGCCACCGUGGAGGUCAAGACUGGAAAGGAGUGUCUUGUUGCGGGAUGGGGACUCACGGGCAAAGCAGGUCCCCCCGGUAGUAACAUACCGCACGUCCUGCGACAAGGUAUGGUGCCACUCAUCUCCGCACCGGACUGCCGGACGUUUCCUGGAUUCGGCUCCAUCACUCCUAAUAUGAUGUGCGCAGGCUACACUGAAGGAGGUGUUGACACAUGCUUUGGAGACAGCGGCGGCCCCCUUCAGUGCCAAGUGGGGCAUAACUGGUACCUGGCAGGUGUGACUAGUCAUGGUUUUAAUGGAACCUGUGCUGAGCCAGAGAAGCCCGGUAUCUACACCAACCUCCUGAGAUACACAGACUGGAUACACUGGCACGUGUACCUGGACCCCUACUUCUAGCCGACACCUCAGCCCCUACUUCUAGCUGACACCCAGAGCCCUACUUCUUGACGACACCUUGACCCCUACCUCUAGCCGACACAUGGAGCCCUACUUCUAGCCGACACCCAGAGCCCUACUUCUUGACGACACCUGGACCCCUACUUCUAGCCGACACCCGGAUCCCUACUUCUUGACGACACCUCAGCCCCUACUUCUAGCUGACACCCAGAGCCCUACUUCUUGACGACACCUGGACCCCUACUUCUAGCCGACACAUGGAUCCCUACUUCUAGCCGACACCCAGAGCCCUACUUCUUGACGACACCUGGACCCCUACUUCUAGCCGACACCCGGAUCCCUACUUCUAGCCGACACCUCAGCCCCUACUUCUAGCUGACACCCAGAACCCUACUUCUUGACGACACCUGGACCCCUACCUCUAGCCGACACAUGGAGCCCUACUUCUAGCCGACAUCCAGAGCCCUACUUCUUGACGACACCUGGACCCCUACUUCUCGCCGACACCCGGAUCCCUACUUCUUGACGACACCUCAGCCCCUACUUCUAGCUGACACCCAGAGCCCUACUUCUUGACGACACCUGGACCCCUUCUUCUAGCCGACACAUGGAGCCCUACUUCCAGCCGACACCCAGAGCCCUACUUCUUGACGACACCUGGACCCCUACCUCUAGCCGACACAUGGAGCCCUUCUUCUAGCCGACACCACAGCCCCUACAUCUAGCCGACACCUGGACCCCUACUUCUAGCCGACACCCGGAUCCCUACUUCUUGACGACACCUCAGCCCCUACUUCUAGCUGACACCCAGAGCCCUACUUCCAGCCGACACCUGGACCCCUACUUCUAGCCGACACCUGGAGCCCUACUUCCAGCCGACACCUGGAGCCCUACUUCUAGCCGACACCUUGACCCCUUCUUCUAGCCGACACCUGGAGCCCUACUUCCAGCCGACACCUGAAGCCCUACUUCUAGCCGACACCUUGACCCCUACUUCUAGCCGACACCACAGCCCCUACAUCUAGCUGACACCCAGAGCCCUACUUCUUGACGACACCUUGACCCCUACUUCCAGCCGACACCUGGAGCCCUACUUCUAGCCGACACCUUGACCCCUACUUCUAGCCGACACCUCAGCCCCUACAUCUAGCUGACACCCAGAGCCCUACUUCUUGACGACACCUGGAUCCCUACUUCUUGACGACACCUCAGCCCCUACUUCUAGCUGACACCCAGAACCCUACUUCUUGACGACACCUGGACCCCUUCUUCUAGCCGACACGUGAAGCCCUACUUCUAGCCGACACCUGGAGCCAUUCUUCUAGCCGACAUCUGGAGCCCUUCCUCUAGCCGACACCUGGAGCCCUACUUCUAGCUGACACCGGAUCCCUACUUCUAGCCGACACCACAGCCCCUACUUGUAGCCGACACCCGGAUCCCUACUUCUAGCCGACACCCGGAGCCCUACUUCUAGCCGACACCACAGCCCCUACUUCUAACCAACACCUGGACCUCUACUUCUAGCCGACACCCGGACCCCUACUUCUAGCCGACACCCGGAUCCCUACUUCUAGCCGACACCCGGACCCCUACUUCUAGCCGACAACUAGAGGCUCUGCUUCUAGCCGACACCCGGAUCUCUACUUCUAGCCGACACCUGGACCCCUACUUCUAGACGACACAUGGACCCCUACUUCUAGCCGACACAUGGACCCCUACUUCUAGACGACACCUGGAUCUCUACUUCUAGCCGACACCUGGACCCUAAAACAAGUCGACACAUGUACCUUCACAACUAGAUUACGGACUGCUGACACACUGCAAGACACCAUACCCCACACAGCCAGAUUAGUGACGGUUGACACACUACCGUGUGAUACUGAUAGAGGUGUCUGCACCCACACACAAUAUGAAAAUGUCAGUCUGAAUGGCCACAUGACGUCUUAGUGCCCCCGACUACAUAUAUCAAAGGCAUGGCAAUGAUCAACAUGGCAGACAAAUAUAUAUCUUAACAAAUAUAUAACUAUAUCAACAUUUUAUCAGAGUUUACACCAGAACAAGGAUAGCUACACAGCGUGUCAGUCUCAAAACAUCAAAACGGUGGUUAUUAUUGCAACUGAAUACUCUAUGGUUCAAAAUACUAUGUUUACUGUGAUUUAACAAAUAGUCUCAUAGCCCCCUGUUUCAAUAAACAACAGUUUG